Messenger RNA from Phaeodactylum tricornutum CCAP 1055/1, 2108 nucleotides. It is a transcript of the gene SAE2, whose product is annotated as sumo-activating enzyme 2. The transcript is spliced from 2 exons. Gene Ontology annotation, molecular function: SUMO activating enzyme activity. Gene Ontology annotation, cellular component: SUMO activating enzyme complex; cytoplasm. The record is from RefSeq and is a predicted model, not a curated record. The coding region runs from base 177 to 2108 and encodes 643 amino acids. Gene Ontology annotation, biological process: protein sumoylation. NCBI's taxonomy places the organism in Eukaryota, Bacillariophyta, Bacillariophyceae, Surirellales, Neidiaceae.
CGUAAGACUGCGGUCGGCAGUGCAAAUCGUGUUGCACUUCGUUCGGUCGUGACGCCGACUGCGUUUCAGACCAUUGCAAUCUCGUUGGCGUAGUCACAGACAUCUAGUGCGCUUCGUUGGUGUCACCGUAAGAAUUACUUUUGCUCGUUUCACACGUCUGUUGUUUUUCUACUUCCAUGACAACCGCAUCGUCGUCCGUGCCGCACUUACUGAGCGGCAUGGAAGCCACUCUCGGAACGAACAUGCUGACCAAGAUUCAAAGCAGUAAAAUCUUGCUCGUGGGUGCCGGUGGGAUUGGCUGCGAAUUGCUCAAGAAUCUCGCACUUACCGGCUUUCGACACGUCCAAGUCAUUGAUCUCGACACCAUCGACGUGUCCAAUCUCAAUCGCCAGCUCUUGUUUCGAUCCCAGCAUGUGGGCAUGCCCAAAUGUACCGUGGCUUGUCAAGUUGCCACGCAAAUGGUACAAGACCCUUCUCUGGUUUCGUAUACAGCCCAUCACGGGAACGUCUGUGACAACGACACAUUCAACGUGCAGUUCGUCCAACAGUUUGAUCUCACCUUGAACGCGCUGGACAACGUCGUCGCCCGGCGUAGGGUCAACCGACUUUGCUUGGCCGCCGGAGUACCAUUGAUUGAAGCGGGUACCACGGGAUACCUUGGUCAAGUCAACGUCAUUGACAAGGAAAGUGACGUUGCCUGUUACGAAUGUCAGACUCAGGAAACACAAAAGGUGUACCCCAUUUGUACCAUCCGAUCCACGCCGUCCAUGCCAGUCCACACCAUUGUUUGGGCGAAGGAGCUGUACAAACUAUUGUUCGGCGACAAAGUGGAAGAAUCAAUGUUGUUUGAGGAUACGACGGCACCGGAUGCCGAGCCAUCGACCUACAUGUCGGCGGUGUUGAGUUUUCGUCGGGCGCGGGCUGCACGGGACAGCGACGUCGUGCGUACCGCGGCCGGGGAAGUUGUCACCAAACUGUUCGUGGACGAGAUUCAGAAGCAACUCGACAUGGGCCGAUACAAGACGGCGCGCAAGACACCAGCCGUCUUGCCGACGAGUGUCAUUGUGGACGCCACCACUACGGUACCACCGACGGCCAAGCCGUCCUACCGGACGACGGAUCUGUGGACGCCGACUGAGUGCGUGGCCGAGUUCAUCGCGUGCUUGGAGAAUGCGGCCACCGCAGCCACCGUCUUACCGUCUUUCGACAAGGAUGAUACGCUAGCAAUGAGGCUGGUGACAGCGUCUUCGAAUUUGCGCAGUUUUGUCUUUGAGAUUGAACCUUUACAAAGCUUUUACUCGGCCAAGGGGAUUGCCGGCAACAUCAUUCCGGCGAUUGCCACAACGAAUGCGAUUGCGGCCGGGUUGCAGAUCCUACAGGCCUUUCAAGUCCUCCGCGCCCAACUCGAAACCGGCACCAAGUCGGCCGGCAAGCUGGGUGAGUACUGCUCCUACAUUAACUGCCUGCGCAACUCGACGCGGAACGGUCUCUUCUUGACAGCGUCGAAUUUGGAAAAGCCCAAUCCACGGUGCUUUGUCUGUCGCAACGCUACCGUACCACUCGCGCUGAACGUGAACAACUGGACUUUGCAAGACUUACUCCAGAAGCUAAUCAAGAAAGAUUUGGGCUUUGAAGAGCCGACGAUUACGCUGGAUGGGGACAUUGUUUGGGAAGAAGGGUCAGACGCGGACUCGGAGGCGUUUGCCGUGAAUUUACCCAAAUUACUGCCACAACUCCCUUGUGGUGGUAUUCAGCACGGAACGGUUUUGCGCAUUGAAGACUUUUCGCAAGAUUUGACCGUGGACGUGGCGGUGACACACCAAACGGUAUGGGAACGGGGCGACGAGGAGGAUGACGACGAUGAUACGUACCAGUACGUGCUGAAGGGAUCCAAGCCGACCGCUUCGGCGCUGCACGUUCCCUCCAACGGUGCGCUCAACAACGGGGUGGGUACGAAGGUGGAGGAAGCGGAGGAUGACGAUGAUAUUGUGGUGGUGAUGGCAGCGGACGCGAAAGGCAAACGCAACCGGGAGACGAACGGGGACGGCCCCGUGAACAAACGGCAAAAGAUGUCCAUUCUUGAAGCCGACGUCAUUGAGAUUAGCUAG